Molecule: messenger RNA, 344 nt
Organism: Racocetra fulgida
Lineage: Eukaryota; Fungi; Glomeromycota; Glomeromycetes; Diversisporales; Gigasporaceae
Source: the annotation of a GenBank genome assembly
AAAAAGCAAAUCAAUUAGGAUUUGAGGAAAAUGAAGUUACAGUAUUGGAUGAAGCUACAAAAUUGAAUAAAGCUACAGAAUUGGAUGAAGUUGCAGAAUUAGAUGAAGAUAUACAAAUAAAUAAUACAUAUAAAAGUUUAGAAGAUAAAGAAAACAAAUAUUAUACUAAUAAGAAUGAUUAUAUUAAUCAUUUAGUAGAAUCUCAAGAAAUUAAUAUUGUCAGUAAUAAUCUUAAAAAUAUGAGGUUAAGUGAAGAUAAUGAAGAGGAUAGUGAUUUAGAAUUAAGAAUUGGAAUCGUUAUUCAUUUAACCACAUAUAAUCAUUUAUUUAUUUUAUACGGUUAA